Molecule: messenger RNA, 1686 nt
Organism: Saccharomyces paradoxus
Lineage: Eukaryota; Fungi; Ascomycota; Saccharomycetes; Saccharomycetales; Saccharomycetaceae
Gene: MRH4
Product: ATP-dependent RNA helicase
Exons: 1
Coding region: 1-1686 (561 amino acids)
Molecular function (GO): ATP binding; nucleic acid binding
Source: RefSeq, a predicted model, not a curated record
AUGUCGCUUUUUUUCAACUCAAAAGUUUUGCCACGGUGGUCUUUCCCCAUGCUUCUUGAGAUAGGAGUGCGUUCGUACGCGGGAGGCCCAAGAACAAAGCAUAAAAGAUAUUCUCCAUUAGCUUCAGUGCCUUCAGGAAGUAACAGCAAAGACAGAAAACAGAAAUCCAAAGGGAAAAAAGGCGACAGAAAGAAGGACUCUGACCAAGCAUUCAAUUUUGGACAGUAUGGUGGAUUGAAAAAUGACGUUGAUAUGAACAUGGACAGUACCAGUAAACUAAUACAAAAAAUAUCAAAUUUCGAUCAAUUGCUUAUAUUACCAUCCGUUAGAGAUGCUGUAAAAGAAAUUAUUUCCAAAGAGUCGUUGAAGCUCCAAGAUAAUAAGAAAAAAACCGAUGAAAAUGUAAUACCGAGCCCCAUUCAAACGGUGGCCAUUAAGAAAAUAUCCAAGAAUUUAAUGGAUCCUAAAUUACAAAUACAUGCCAUUGCCGCCGAAACUGGUUCAGGUAAGACCAUGGCCUACCUGAUACCUUUGAUAGACUACUUGAAAAGACAGGAGUUAGAAACUCCCGAACUAUGGGAAACACUAAGACACAGCAUUCUGAUUCGAUCCAUCAUAUUGGUGCCUACACACGAAUUGGUUGACCAAGUAUACGAAACCGUCUCCAAAACAAAAUCCUUGUUAGGUUUAAACUCUUUCAAGUGGGAUAAGGCCACGUCGUAUCGUGAUCUGCUGGAGAACAUCAAAAAUAGAAUAGAUAUUUUAGUCACGACCCCAGGAAAACUACUAAACCUGUUCUCCAUCAGAAUGAUUACUAGGCCUGAUAAAAUACUGUCCAAAGUCGGUUUCGUAGUGCUAGAUGAAGCUGAUACGCUUCUGGAUAGGUCAUGGCUUGAAGAAACGCACUCCGUCAUAAAGAGAAUUCCUAACAUUAAUCACCUUAUUUUCUGUUCUGCUACCAUCCCUCAAGAGUUUAACAAGACCAUGCAAAGACUAUUUCCCACAGUAAUUCCUAUAAUGACACCUAAACUGCAUAAGUUACCAUUCACUUUGGACUUCAGGGUUAUAAAUUCUGCUCUAAGUCCUUUCAAGGGAUCCAAGAUUAAGGCAUUAGCACAAACUCUAUAUGCUAUUUCAAAUGAUGAUACUGAACCAGGAUUUGAGAAAAGAUGCAUUAUCUUUGUCAACGAAAAAAAGGAUGUACCUGAAAUUGUUAACCUCUUGAAUAACAAAUUCGGCCAUAAUGCCAUUGGUUUAACUGGUGAAGAUACAUUUGAGGAAAGAUCCGAGAAAAUCAUGCCCUUUUUAUCACCACCAAGGCGACUCUCGGAAGUGGUUCCUCAAAAUAUUUCGUCGUCAACUUCUUUGAAGAAACUUGAAAUUCCCGAUUCUAACAUCGUUAUUGGCGAAUUGAAAAGGACAAAUUCUGACGUCACCGUAUCGAGAAACAAGUCCCUGCAUGUACUCGUAACCACUGAUCUCAUGGCAAGAGGACUUAACUUCAAAGGUGUGCGGAACGUUGUUCUCUACGAUGUACCCAAAACGUCAAUAGACCUAAUCCACAGAGUGGGUAGGACUGCUAGAAUGAAACAAGGCGGUCGUGUAUUUAUGCUAACUGACAACAAAACAAAAUCUUGGGCCAAAGCCCUUCCGAAGAUUAUCAAAAAGCACCAAAGGUUAUCAUGA